Messenger RNA from Procambarus clarkii (red swamp crayfish), 1148 nucleotides. RefSeq names its product microtubule-associated protein 1A-like. The record is from RefSeq and is a predicted model, not a curated record. Lineage: Eukaryota; Metazoa; Arthropoda; Malacostraca; Decapoda; Cambaridae.
AUGUGUAUGCCUUUGCAAUGCUCUAUUGGUGAUAAUGAGAUUAAUAACAAUACUGCUUUCAGUAUUGGCGAUAUUGACAUUAAGAGUUCUACAAGACAAGGACAGAGUUAUGCAAGACAAGGACAGAGUUAUGCAAGACAAGGACAGAGCUCUACAAGACAAGGACAGAGUUAUGCAAGACAAGGACAGAGUUAUGCAAGACAAGGACAGAGUUAUGCAAGACAAGGACAGAGUUCUACAAGACAAGGACAGAGUUAUGCAAGACAAGGACAGAGUUAUGCAAGACAAGGACAGAGUUAUGCAAGACAAGGACAGAGCUCUACAAGACAAGGACAGAGUUCUACAAGACAAGGACAGAGUUAUGCAAGACAAGGACAGAGUUAUACAAGACAAGGACAGAGCUCUACAAGACAAGGACAGAGUUAUGCAAGACAAGGACAGAGUUAUGCAAGACAAGGACAGAGCUCUACAAGACAAGGACAGAGUUAUGCAAGACAAGGACAGAGCUCUACAAGACAAGGACAGAGCUCUACAAGACAAGGACAGAGUUAUGCAAGACAAGGACAGAGCUCUACAAGACAAGGACAGAGUUAUGCAAGACAAGGACAGAGCUCUACAAGACAAGGACAGAGUUAUGCAAGACAAGGACAGAGCUCUACAAGACAAGGACAGAGUUAUGCAAGACAAGGACAGAGUUAUGCAAGACAAGGACAGAGCUCUACAAGACAAGGACAGAGUUCUACAAGACAAGGACAGAGUUAUGCAAGACAAGGACAGAGUUAUGCAAGACAAGGACAGAGCUCUACAAGACAAGGACAGAGUUAUGCAAGACAAGGACAGAGCUCUACAAGACAAGGACAGAGCUCUACAAGACAAGGACAGAGUUAUGCAAGACAAGGACAGAGUUCUACAAGACAAGGACAGAGCUCUACAAGACAAGGACAGAGUUAUGCAAGACAAGGACAGAGCUCUACAAGACAAGGACAGAGUUAUGCAAGACAAGGACAGAGCUCUACAAGACAAGGACAGAGUUAUGCAAGACAAGGACAGAGUUAUGCAAGACAAGGACAGAGUUAUGCAAGACAAGGACAGAUAUAACAAAACAAGGGCAGUUAUACACAACAAAAACAAAAGAUAAAAACAGAGUU